This is a messenger RNA of Letharia columbiana, 606 nucleotides long. RefSeq lists its product as uncharacterized. NCBI's taxonomy places the organism in Eukaryota, Fungi, Ascomycota, Lecanoromycetes, Lecanorales, Parmeliaceae. The transcript has 2 exons. The record is from RefSeq and is a predicted model, not a curated record. Bases 1 to 606 code for a protein of 201 amino acids.
AUGGCUGCCACUCCUCCCUCGAGCGGUUCUACGACCAGCGGGACUGGUCAACUAAAUCUUCUGACCCCUCAGAACCUAUCGACGAUUUCGCUCGGCCGGGCUACAUAUUGCAAACACGAUGAUGAUGAUCCUUUUCAUUUUACUUCCAGUCUCAAUAAUACAUUCCCCAGCACUCCUGCCAUCCCGGAGUCCUAUCUGGAAUCUGCAGGCCUCACCAUAAGUCAAGAAACCUACCCAUUCGAUUGCUUCCUUGAGCUACCGGGCGGCGUCGUUGUGUUUGAGAUCAAAGGUGAACUCGACUCGGAAUUGACCUUGGUCUUCCAAGUGUGGAUCAGCGUGCUCGUGUUCAACUACGAUGAGGGCAUCUAUAGGUGUAAUCUCCUGGAGGUGGAUAAACAUUCUUGCAGUUUCACCAUUGAUAAGAAGUACAUCAGCGGACAGGCAGGACUUUUUCCGAGGGACGAUCCCGAUCCAAAUUUCGUAGAUCUUUGUUUCGAGGUUCACGGCACCGUCAAGAUUCCAUAUACACGAGUGAACAGGAGGAUCGACUUCGGGAAAUGUUUUUUCAAAUUCCCCAAGCCCAAGACUAUCGACGCAGAUGCCUAG